Messenger RNA from Triticum dicoccoides, 1286 nucleotides. Its product is annotated as purple acid phosphatase 4-like. The coding region runs from base 66 to 1040 and encodes 324 amino acids. The record is from RefSeq and is a predicted model, not a curated record. Gene Ontology annotation, molecular function: acid phosphatase activity. NCBI's taxonomy places the organism in Eukaryota, Viridiplantae, Streptophyta, Magnoliopsida, Poales, Poaceae. The transcript has 4 exons.
CUUUGCUCUCUUCUCCAUCCAGCAACUGGCUCAAGUCGUCUAGCUCGAUCGCCGACCGGCCGAAAAUGGCGGUGAUUGCGAUCGUCCUUGUUAGCGCGCUGGUGCUGCUCUCGCCGGUGGCGGCCGAGCUGCAGCGGGUGCAGCACUCGCCCAAGGAGGACGGGUCACUCACCGUGCUCGCCGUCGGGGACUGGGGAAGGGGUGGACAGUACAACCAGACACUGGUUGCCGAGCAGAUGGGAGUGGUCGGCGAGAAGCUGGCCGCCGACUUUGUCAUCUCCACGGGCGACAACUUCUACAACGACGGCCUCGCCGGCGACAACGACACGGCCUUCUUCAUGGCGUCCUUCACCGACAUCUACACCGCCUCCAGCCUUCAGAAGCCUUGGUACAUCGUCCUCGGCAACCACGACUACACGGGCGACGCGCUGGCGCAGCAGAGCCCCGCCAUCCGCGAGGUGGACAGCCGGUGGACCUCCGUCAACAAGUCCUUCAUCGUGGAGGCAGACAUCGUUGACUUCUUCCUGGUGGACACGUCGCCCUUCGUCCUCAAGUACUGGAACGAGAGCAAGUUCGACUGGAGGAACGUGGCUCCCCGCGACACCUACAUCGCCACCCUCCUCCAGGACCUGGACGACGCCCUGGCGGCGUCCAACGCGACGUGGAAGGUCGUCGUCGGCCACCACCCCAUCAGCAGCGGCUGCGAGCACGGCAACACCACCGAGCUCCGCGAGCACCUCCUACCACUCCUCAAGGCCCAUGGGGUUGACAUGUACCUCAACGGUCACGACCACUGCCUGCAGCGCAUCAGCAGCAUCGACAGCCCGGUGGAGUUCGUGACGAGCGGCGGCGGGUCCAAAGCGUGGGCGGGCAAGUUCAAGGCCACGUCUGACAAGAUGGAGUUCUUGUAUGACGGCCAGGGCUUCUUGUCCAUGAAACUCACCGCGACCGAGGCGCACCUCGCCUUUUACGACGUCUCCGGCGCCGUCUUGCACAGCUGGGGGCUCACCAAGUCUGCGGAUGCCCGCAUCAUCUCAUGAGCUGAUCACCGCGGCCGACGGGGCCGCUGCUAACCAGCUGUUUAAACCGAUCGGAUGCAAAUGCUUUCUGUUAGUGUCUUCUGCGUGUCGUGUCGCGUCCUGUUCCUCCGUAACAGAAUGUCAUGCGAAAUAAAUUAACAGACGUUGCGUUCCAAGUGUAUGUAUGUAUGUAUCUAUAAUUCCAAAAAAAAGUGUAUUGUAUUGUAUGUAUAUAUGUGUUGGAAAAUUAUGCAAGUUCAUGAUCAA